AUGGGCAUCCCAGGCAAGGCGGCCGGCGCGUCAACCGCAGCGUCGUCAGCCGCUGGCUCCCUCGACCUCGCUGGCUUGCACAACGAACGUUUCUGGCAGAAGCUGGGGCCAGGGAAGACGAUCGAGGACAGGUUUUCGGACGUCCACGGGAGCAGGCGCUGGCGCACGAUACUCAGCGUGUACGUUGAGGCCCGCGGCGUGUCGCUCCAGUGGUUCCACGGGCACCUGCGCGAGGAGAAGUGCCUCGGCCGCUCUGAGCACAACAGGCGCAAGGUUGACUCGAACGUUCGGGUAUAUGCUCGCGGCAUCCUGGAGAAAGGUGUGACCGCGCUGAUCAGCCAUGGGGUGUACGAUAUGCUCGCAGGGGCCACGCUGAUGGAAGCGUUCUACGCGGCGCACGAGGCAGAUCCCAGCAACGAGUACGUUAUCCAGGCCAUCGAGGACGGCUACCAAGACUGCCUCAUCCUGAAGGCCGCCACCCCCGAGGACGUGCUGAAGUAUGUCAAGGAGGAGCACAACGGCUACCACGUGGGCCUCGGACAGAACCACAUCGAGAAGUACGAGGCCGCAGUGCAGGCCGUGGAGCCCGCUUGGAGGGUCGAGUGUGACACCAAGUCCUACACCGUUCAGAGCUGCCCCAAGAAGGGACCGUUUUCCUACGCAUCGCUGUACGCAGAGUUUGUGAAGACGAAGUUCAAGCAGAUGUUCCCCGAAUGGGAGCCGUUCGAUAACGCCAAAGCGUUUUGGCACAAUAUGGAAUCCCUCAAGCUGGACACGUGGUACAAGGACGUGUGCGAGAGGAAGUGCGACUUCAUGCAUCGCGACUUCGACGUCAACUACGUGCUGAACCUCAACAAUGCGAUCAAGUCGACGAUCUUCAUGAAGCAAUUCACCGACCUGUUCACAGCCGACGUCCUUGCGGCCGCCAUGAAGGAACUGCUUCAGUUUGGCUUCCCCACAGACCCGCACUGCGACAAGACUCAUGCCUUGGAGUACCCGUUCUUGCUCACCAGCCGUGCCAACGGAAUGUCCUUGAUCAAGCGCCUGUUGGCCCCCAUUAGCCUCUCCAAGGUGUGGCAGGAGAAAAUCGGCGGUGGCAAAGAUGCACAGGCAGCGCUGGAUGAGCCCACCAAGAAAAAGAGGCGCAAGGCUAGCAAAGCCCAGUCUGCCGAUGGCAAGCUCAAAGAUAUGAUCGCCGCACAGAUGGAGGACCCGAGAGGCGCGGUGGCCAGUGACGGGCGCAACAAGCUGUUCCUGGACGACCUCAUCUUCGUUGUCGUGGCUGGGCCUCUGGCCGAGUUGACGGGCGACCAGAUUGACUGGACAGUCGUCGGCCGUGGCUUCCGAUUCGGCCUGACUCUCAUGCUCGAGGGGAAGCUCACGCUGAACGGGAAGGUGUUUGAUAAGUGGUCUACAGCCAGGAAGGAGAUCCGAGCCGAGUCGGUCAGGGGACAUAUCGUGCCACUUGCCGGGGCGUUGGGGGUUGACGGUGGAAUUGCGAACGCCGACAGCAUGAGCGUGGACUCUCUCGCCGACGCCGCGCUCGGCCUCCUCGAGGUGGACGCGAGCGCUGCGACCGACAUGGUGGCGGUGUCGAGUGCGAUGUCCACGCGCGUGCCGGCGUACUUGGAGGCCAUCUCGAGGGACGCAUGCUUCAUGACGCAGAUGGCGGCGAUGGACCCCCUCCUCCUGCUCAGCUGCUCAUCAGAUCAUCCGCCUACCUGA
Molecule: messenger RNA, 1725 nt
Organism: Prorocentrum cordatum
Lineage: Eukaryota; Dinophyceae; Prorocentrales; Prorocentraceae
Source: the annotation of a GenBank genome assembly